Molecule: messenger RNA, 3301 nt
Organism: Apis laboriosa (Himalayan honeybee)
Lineage: Eukaryota; Metazoa; Arthropoda; Insecta; Hymenoptera; Apidae
Gene: RasGAP1
Product: ras GTPase-activating protein 3
Exons: 15
Coding region: 155-3241 (1028 amino acids)
Biological process (GO): intracellular signal transduction; regulation of GTPase activity
Source: RefSeq, a predicted model, not a curated record
UUAUUAAAUUUUUUCAAAAAUCCAUAUUAUACAUAUUAUUUAAGAUUGGGUGCAUAUAUAACUUAAUACGGUCCUGUUUAAAAUCCAUUCACAGAAUGAACGUACCGCCUUGUAUUCUGUUCAUGUACUCACUCAGUAGUGUCAUGGAGGUAACAUGGCCGAAGAGACGCGCCUAGUUCGCGUUGAAGAAAGAUUAAAGAUAAAAAUUGGUGAGGUAAAAAAUUUACAAAGCAGAAAUCAUGGAUCUCCUGGUGCAAGAGAUGUAUAUUGUGUAUUAUCUCUUGAUCAAGAAGAAAUAUUUAGAACAACAACAAUGGAAAGAACUCUCAAUCCAUUUUUUGGAGAAGAAUUUCAAUUCGAAGUGCCUAGAAAAUUUCGUUAUCUUGGGAUUUAUGUUUAUGAUCGUGAUAGACAUUUAAAACAAGAUAAAAUUUUGGGUAAAGUAGCAAUAAAAAGAGAAGAUUUGACAACAUAUCAUAAUAAGGAACAUUGGUUUCCAUUAAGACCAGUUGAUGCUGAUUCUGAGGUGCAAGGUAAAGCACAUUUGGAAAUCUCUCUUCAAUCUCAAAUUGGACAUGCUCAAUCUAAGCUUACAGUAAGGGUGAUAGAAUGUAGUGAAUUAACUAUUAAAAAUGGUGGCUGUGAUCCAUUUGCAAUUGUUACAGUCAUCUAUAGUAAUGGCAAACAAGUAUUAAAACGCACAAAAAUUAAAAAAAAAACAGUAUCUCCAUAUUUUAAUGAAACAUUUAUUUUUGAGCCAGAAAUAACAGAAUCUAAAGAAAAAGAUAUUUCUCAUUAUUCUCUUGAACAUGGAGAAGUGAAUGAAGUAAUUGUAGGUUUAUGGCAUGCAUCUUCAGGAAUGGGAGAACAGCCAGCUUUUCUUGGUGAAGUUAGAGUUACUUUAAGAGGCCUACAAAAACAAUCAACUAAUUCAACAACUGCAUGGUAUUUUUUACAACCUAGAGCAGUAAAACAUCGUCCAAAUAAAAUUUCAAAUAGUUCCACGUCACCUGGCGUACUUCCAGGUUUAGGAUCUCUGCGGUUAAAAAUACAUUAUACAGCUGAUCAUGUUUUUCCAUCAGCAAUGUAUGAUAGACUUAGAAAUUUGUUGUUACAAAGUGUCAAUAUUCAACCAAUAACAUCUUCUGCCGUUUAUAUUUUGGGAGAAAUUGUAUCAAGUAAAAUGGAAGCAGCUCAACCAUUAGUUAGGGUAUUAGUACAUUAUGGUCAAUUGGUUUCUGUAAUGAGAGCUUUAGCUAGUCAUGAAAUUUCUAAAUUAACUGAUCCAACAACAAUAUUUCGUGGCAAUACAUUAGUAAGUAAGAUGAUGGAUGAAGGUAUGAGAUUAGCAGGUCUCCAUUAUUUACAUAGUACUCUUCGACCAGCUAUGAAACAAGUUUUUUUAGAGAAAAAAUCAUGUGAAAUAGAUCCAACAAGAGUAAAAGAUGCAAAUACAAUUCAAACUAAUUUAACAAAUUUAAAGGAAUAUGUUGAGAGAGUAUUUAUUGCUAUUACAACAUCUGGCGUACGAUGUCCAUCAUUAAUGUGUGAAAUGUUUUGGUGCUUAAAAGAACUUGCAGCAACACAUUUUCCAAAAAAUAAAGAAGUAAGAUAUUCAGUCAUCAGUGGAUUUAUUUUUUUACGAUUUUUUGCUCCUGCAAUAUUGGGUCCAAGAUUAUUUGAUAUUACUACUGAACAAAUUGAUUCUCAGACUAAUAGAACUUUAACAUUAAUUUCUAAAACAAUUCAAAGUCUAGGAAAUUUAGUAAGUUGUAGAGGAGGAGCAGGUAGUGUUUGUAAAGAAGAAUAUAUGGAAUGUGUGUACAGAGAAUUUUAUACAGAAAAGCACAUACAAGCAGUUAAACAAUUUUUAGAAUUAAUAUCAACUAGUAGUAAUAGUAAUAUUGCAAAACAACGAACAAGUACUCAACAAGAACAACCAAUUGUAUUAAAAGAAGGAAUAUAUUUUCUCUUCAUGCAUACUGCUGAUUGUAAGAAGAGAGUAAUGAUUAAAAGGGCACAAGGUAGAAAACGCUUUGGUCGGAAAAAUUUUAAACAAAGAUAUUUUAAACUUACUACACAGGAUUUGUCUUAUUCAAAAACAAAAGGCAAGGAACCUUUAUGUAAAAUACCACUUGAAGAAAUAUUGGCAGUUGAAAAACUUCACGAAGAUUCUUUUAAAAUGAAAAAUAUAUUUCAAAUUAUUCAAUCACAGAGGGCAUUGUAUGUUCAAGCAGGAAAUUGUGUAGAAGAAAAAGAAUGGAUUGAUAUUUUAACAAAAAUUUGUCGUACAAAUAGUAAUCGAUUAGAAAAAUAUCAUCCAAGUGCAUAUAUUAAUGGCCAUUGGCUUUGUUGUAAAGCAAUAGCAGAAAUUGCUCCAGGAUGUAGUGAAGUAUCACCGGGAGUAGAAGCUGGAUUGCGUAUGGUUUUAGAUCCAGAUCGAGAUUUGCAACGAAUACAUUCUCUAAUAUUUACAAAUAUGCCACGUCUCGAAACUUUAAUGAGUGCAUGUGAAUGUCAAGCUGUUUAUGGAGCUAAUGAUAUGUGUAUUAUACCAGGUGGUGGAUCUCCUAUAGAAGAUGUGCCAUCUUGUUUUAAAACUUUAACUGCAUUAAGAGAAGCUGCAUAUGCUUUACAGCACGAGCAUAGAGCUUAUUUUAGGAGAUUAGCACGUGAUACUAAAUAUGGAAGCAAGCAAGCUCCAAUUGGAGAUGACAAUUAUCUUCAUUUAGCUGCAAGAGCUGGAUUUGAAGGCCAAUUAACAAAACGUGCUUAUGAAAUAGAUAAUUUAAAUCACUACAUAGAAUCAGAUCAUUGUUAUGACAGUGGACUUUCUAGACGAAUAGAGGAUCAACAAUCAUAUGAUGAAACAUUUAGAAAACGUCUAGAUUCUGGUUCAAUACAUCGUAGGUAUGAAAACGAAAAUAAUAUACUACGACGAUAUGAAAAUAAUACCGAAAUUAUUAAAAGUAUUCAGAAUGAUCUCAAAACAUUUGAUCAUAGUCUAAACAAUACGUUUAGAACAGAUAAUUCUGAAAAAAAUGUAAAUUUAGAAAAUAAUAGAAUUUUAGAUAAUUCAAAUAUUUUAGCAAUAGAUGAAAUUAAUAUUUCUAGUACAUUACACUCAAGAAAGUUUAAUAGCUAUGACCAUACUAAAAUAUUAAAUGAAUGUACAGUAACAAAGUUUAAAGGUGAUAAAUCUGAUAUAUCUUGUAAUUCUAUAAAUGAUCAUACUAAUUAAUUCAAAACUUUAAAGAUGAAAAUAUGUUCCUAUAAAGAUUUUUAAGAUAUUAUUUCAUAU